Messenger RNA from Drosophila willistoni, 2365 nucleotides. It is a transcript of the gene Tace, whose product is annotated as ADAM 17-like protease. Gene Ontology annotation, cellular component: plasma membrane. The transcript is spliced from 10 exons. The coding region runs from base 1 to 2190 and encodes 729 amino acids. Lineage: Eukaryota; Metazoa; Arthropoda; Insecta; Diptera; Drosophilidae. The record is from RefSeq and is a predicted model, not a curated record. Gene Ontology annotation, molecular function: metalloendopeptidase activity. Gene Ontology annotation, biological process: membrane protein ectodomain proteolysis; Notch signaling pathway.
AUGUUUACAAAAUGCAUUAGUUUGUGUGGUUCUACAAUAAUUUAUGUGUUAUUCGCUUGUCUAUUGAUUGAAAAUUGCGUGGCUUUGCAAAGGACGCUGCGCCAUUAUGAGGUAUUCCACAAGAACGAUGUUAUACAUCGGGUGGUGAAGAGGGGCAUUAAACCUAGCAGUAAUCCUUUUAAUGUUAUCAAAGAAGUGGAGUUUACCACGUUAGGCAAAAACUUUCGACUGAUUUUACAUCCUCAUCGCGAUGUCCUCCAUAGUAAAUUCCGCGCCUAUGCCGUGGACGCUGAUGGCAAUGAGACUGUGGUGCACAUGGAUCAUGACAGUUUUUAUACGGGUCGCGUUUUUGGCGAACUGGAAUCUUCAGUUCGUGCCCAUAUUGAAGAUGGCACUAUGACAAUGUACAUCCACCUGCCCGAUGAAACCUAUCAUAUAGAGCCUUCCUGGCGCCAUUUACCCAAUGCUAAGAAAGACACCAUGGUGGCCUAUAAAUCAUCCGAUGUGAAGUUAAAUAAGAAUCAUAAUGGGGAUGGCGAUAUGCCAAAGACUUGUGGCUAUAUCAAAGAGGGCCUUGAAUUGGAAAGCAAAGAAGAGGAAAUGGAACAUUUACGAGAAAAGCGGCAAUCGGAUCAGUAUGAAUACACGCCCACCAAGACGCGAUGUCCCUUGCUCCUUGUGGCCGACUAUCGUUUCUUUCAGGAAAUGGGCGGUGGUAAUACGAAAACUACUAUUAAUUAUCUGAUAAGUCUCAUAGAUCGUGUGCACAAAAUCUAUAAUGAUACUGUUUGGCAAGAUCGUUCCGAUCAGGAGGGCUUUAAAGGCAUGGGCUUUGUGAUCAAAAAGAUUGUGGUUCAUUCAGAACCGACGCGUUUACGUGGUGGUGAAGCUCAUUACAAUAUGAUUCGCGAAAAAUGGGAUGUACGCAAUUUACUGGAGGUCUUCUCACGGGAGUACAGUCAUAAAGACUUUUGCUUAGCUCAUCUAUUUACCGAUCUCAAAUUCGAAGGUGGCAUUUUAGGCUUGGCAUACGUUGGCUCCCCUCGCCGCAAUUCAGUGGGCGGCAUAUGCACACCAGAGUACUUCAAAAAUGGCUACACACUGUAUUUAAAUUCAGGAUUAAGUAGCUCACGUAAUCAUUAUGGACAACGGGUAAUUACCCGCGAAGCUGAUUUAGUCACUGCCCAUGAAUUUGGACACAACUGGGGCUCCGAGCAUGAUCCAGAUAUACCCGAAUGCUCACCCAGCGCCUCACAAGGUGGCAGCUUUCUCAUGUACACCUACUCAGUCAGUGGAUAUGAUGUGAACAAUAAGAAAUUCUCGCCCUGUUCUCUUCGUUCCAUACGCAAAGUAUUGCAGGCCAAAUCAGGCCGCUGUUUUUCGGAACCGGAAGAAUCCUUCUGUGGCAAUUUGCGUGUCGAAGGUGAUGAGCAGUGCGACGCCGGUCUCCUGGGUACUGAGGACAAUGACUCGUGCUGCGACAAAAAUUGUAAACUGCGGCGCAAUCAGGGCGCCAUGUGUAGUGAUAAGAAUUCGCCCUGCUGCCAGAAUUGUCAAUUCAUGGCAUCGGGAAUGAAGUGUCGAGAGGCACAAUAUGCAACCUGCGAACAGGAGGCCCGUUGUACCGGAGCCCAUGCCGAGUGCCCCAAGUCGCCGGCUAUGGCGGAUGGAACCAUUUGCCAGGAACGCGGACAGUGCCGCAAUGGCAAGUGUGUGCCAUACUGUGAGACGCAGGGUCUACAAAGUUGCAUGUGUGAUAUCAUUGCGGAUGCCUGCAAACGUUGCUGCCGUAUGAGCAUCAAUGAGACUUGCUUCCCGGUGGAGCCGCCAGAUGUGCUUCCGGAUGGCACGCCUUGCAUUACAGGAUUCUGUAAUAAGGGCGUAUGCGAGAAGACCAUACAGGAUGUGGUCGAACGCUUUUGGGACAUAAUCGAGGAAAUAAAUGUGGCUAAGACCCUGCGUUUCCUUAAAGACAACAUAGUCAUGGCCGUUGUGCUGGUCACCACAGUCUUUUGGAUACCAGUUAGUUGUGUCAUCUCCUAUUUCGAUCGCAAAAAAUUGCGCCACGAAAUGAAGCUCAUAGAGUGGAGCCACAAAUUGGACUUGAUACAUCCCAGCGAUGAGAGACGUCGUAUUAUACACAUACGUGUGCCACGCCAAAAGAUCUCAGUGGCGCGAGCCUGUAACUAGCAUAGAACCCGGUGGCGGCCAUUGUUUUAUCUUCCGUGAGCAUUCUUCUCAAAACUGCCACAAAUUCUUUUGUAUUAAGUAUAAAAACAAAGAUAAAAAAAAACACCCAUUUGAAAAUACAUUUAAAGCAUAAUGAAUAAAAUUCCAUUUAACAUAGACCAAUUAUAAAUGAAAA